Molecule: messenger RNA, 3013 nt
Organism: Phytophthora nicotianae INRA-310
Lineage: Eukaryota; Oomycota; Peronosporomycetes; Peronosporales; Peronosporaceae
Exons: 8
Coding region: 623-2476 (617 amino acids)
Biological process (GO): microtubule depolymerization; microtubule severing
Cellular component (GO): katanin complex
Molecular function (GO): microtubule binding
Source: RefSeq, a predicted model, not a curated record
GUCGCUUGGCCACGUCGGCCGGGUUUAGAUGGUCCAGCUCCAGUUCAUCGAGGGUGAUCAACUGCGUCACUCGAAGAUACUUUGGUCAGCAACAGAGGAAGAGAGAACGAGAGAGAGAGAGACAAAGAGGCGCAUCAUUUGAGGGGGAAUUGGGCAACACAUACCCAGUAGCCGUUGAGGAACGUGAGCGCCACGAUGUCGAUGAAGCUCAGCACCGCGAUGAGGACCUGCAUCGCGCUCUCAACGAUUUUCUCCAGUUGCGCUCCCAAUUUUGUGCUUGUUGACUGGAAUCAGUCAAAACGGUACUACGGGGUCCGUAACGCGGGUCGGCCCACGGGUUUUCACCCUUACAAAUUCUAUGCCCGCAGCCCGCCCAGCAAGCGUCGCAUGAGCCAAAAGACAACAUACGCUGCCAGACAUGGCGCUCGCCCGGCACUCGCAUUUCCUGGCGCACUCCAGCAAUGUCAACUGCCUUCGCUUCGGCCGCAAGUCGGUAGGACGACGUUCCAAUACUUCUGUAACACUCCACCAUACACCAAUGUUUAAACUUGUGCGCAUUUGAUAAUUGCAGGGUCAAGUGGCUGCGACUGGUGGUGACGACAACUUGGUGAAUGUCUGGCGGAUGCGCGAAAAGGAGACCAAGAACAUUAUGAGUUUGUCAGGCCACCAGAGCGCUGUCGAGAGCAUCGUAUUCGACCCAGCAGAGCACAAGGUGGUGGCUGGCUCCCAAGCAGGAUCGAUCAAGGUGUUCGACCUGGAGGCUGGCAAAGUGAAUCGGACGCUAAAAGGGCACAUGGCGUCGACUAUAGCAGUCGACUACCAUCUCUACGGUGACUAUGUGGCUUCUGGCUCAAGAGAUACAAUUGUGAAGGUGUGGGACUUGCGAACCAAGAGCUGCAUGCAGACGUUUAAAGGACACUCAUCGGAGGUGACAGCCGUAAGUUUUACGCCGGAUGGACGUUGGCUUACGUCAGGUGACCAGGACGGUGUCAUCAAGAUCUGGGAUCUUACAGCUGGACGCCUUCUUCACGAGUUUCCUGAUCACGGUGGUGCUAUUACCAGCCUGGAAUUUAACCCGGAGGAGUUCAUUCUCGUAUCUUCAGCUGCCGAUCGCACCGUGCGAUUUUGGGACGUUCAGGAAUUCGCUUUGAUCGGCGUCACGCCCGUGGAUAAUGCUACGACUACAUCGAUGAGCCACACAGUUACAGAGCCAUACAGCGGCAAGUAUCUCUUUUGCUGUUCUCAAGAAGCAAUUCGAGUCUGGUCUUACGAAACUGCAAUCGAGUGCCACGACAGUGUGCUGAUGCCGCGUCAGAAGGAGCUAGGCCAUGUGGAGAUUCAUGCUGACACAACGAUGACACAGGAUAUGAAGCUGAUGGGCGGGUGCAUUCAGGAUGCCUUCGUCUCCGUGUGGGUACUAGACGUGAUGCAGAUGCGGCCAUUUAACCGCACAAGCAGCAACAAUAAUGACGAUGGAGCUGCAGAGGUCAGAGGCACCAGCAGGGUACAGGCUGCACGAGAGCCAAUCCCAUCGGCUCCAGAUCCUGUAGAACAUCACGAGGCUCGAUCAGCUGUCGUAGCGACUCCUGCUAACGCACCAGCGACAGACUUGCCUGCUUCUCGAGAUGUCGCCGAUGUCGCUAGUCAGGCAAAACCUCCGGUGCAAAGAGAGCAAGUUUCUCGUGAUUUCAGCAAUGUUGCUUGUAUCCGCCCAGCUACUCCAGGAGUGUUAGUCCCGCCACCGCCUGUAGAGUCGAUCCCACGUCCAGUGCGUCGAACAGAAGUCCCUCAUCAAUCAGUUGAGGCGGCACGUCCGGUGAGUGCAAAGCUAGGCACUCCAGCACCACAGCAAUCGGAAGGGCUGGCAACGGUGCAUGAGAGUGCAGUAGACCCACCGUCGCUGCCAACGGAAAAGCAUGAGAAAGAGUUAAGGACGUCGGACUUCGUGAUGGAGCUUCGCUGUGGCAUGGAUACGUGUAUAAAGGCCUUCAAGGCUCGGCAGAAGUGCGUUCAACAGCUGCUGGUUCACUGGGAAAAGGGGCGUUUGCACGAUGGCCUCCGAUAUAUUGGUGAGUUGCCGAAAGGGAAGCGCGAGGCUAUCCUGGUGGACAUGCUGCGUAUCACAGACUUACAGUCAUUGGGUGUCGAUCUGGAGGCUUGUGUGCUACUCCUUCCACUCAUCGUAGAGGUCUUGGACAGCAAAUUUGAAUUAUAUUUAAGUGUUGGCGUUGAUUCUGGACACAAACUAUUUGAUGCAUUCUCGCCCAUCGUCAAGGACGCUCGAGAUUCGCGACAGUACCGUUCGCGCGCGAUUAACCUCGCAGGAGAAGAACGAGCUCAACGAUGCAACGCUUGCGACGUUUACUUCCAAGAGAUGAAACAGCGUAUGCAACAUCUAGCUGAUACCUGCCGGUAUUCAUCGCUACAGACCAAAAUCAAUACGCUCUCACGGGCACUCGGCGACUUUUAUACUUAGUAGGCUGUCAUGGAAUAACAUACGCUACUUCAUUAAUGAGGCUGAUGUGGGCAGAUAGCAUGCAAGCAAAACACUUAAGUAAGUAAAUAGCAAGAGAGAACAAGUUACCGUGGAGAAAAGUGGAUGUCUGCAAGUUGAAGGACCAACACUUUGUACCAACUUCAACUGAAGGACCAGCACUUUGCACAACUACGACAUGGUUGACUACUUCGGAGUAUUUGUUAAGGACUCUGUUAUUGCACUUGCCAUCUCAUAUUUGCGUUAGCAAGUGAAGACAACGAAGCCUGGGUUGUAUCGUUUCCUUAAUACUUCGAAGUGUAACACAUAUCGUAGUGGGGUGAACGAACGUCCUGGCAUUGAAGAACUCAAGCGUGUACAGGAAAAAGUCAAGUCGGACUACCCAUACCUUUCCACGAGCCACACAAGCCGAAAGUCUGCUGCAGAGUGUUGCUGGAUACUGAUCCACGCAAAGACAAAGCUAUCAACAAUAAUAAAGACAGCACUAUGCUGUCAGCACCACCUCAGUACUUUCCAUAA